CAGGGUCCAGGGAGACCAGAUAUAGUGAAUGAGGGGUCCGGGGAAACCAGAUAUAGUGAAUGCAGGGUCCUGGGAGACCAGAUAUAGUGAAUGCAGGGUCCGGGGAGACCAGAUAUAGUGAAUGCAGGGUCCGGGGAGACCAGAUAUAGUGAAUGCAGGGUCCGGGGAGAACCAGAUAUAGUGAAUGCAGGGUCCUGGGAGACCAGAUAUAGUGAAUGCAGGGUCCUGGGAGACCAGAUAUAGUGAAUGCAGGGUCCUGGGAGACCUGAUAUAGUGAAUGCAGGGUCCGGGGAGACCAGAUAUAGUGAAUGCAGGGUC
Messenger RNA from Staurois parvus, 318 nucleotides. NCBI's taxonomy places the organism in Eukaryota, Metazoa, Chordata, Amphibia, Anura, Ranidae. The record is from the annotation of a GenBank genome assembly.